This is a messenger RNA of Nezara viridula (southern green stink bug), 2773 nucleotides long. The record is from the annotation of a GenBank genome assembly. Lineage: Eukaryota; Metazoa; Arthropoda; Insecta; Hemiptera; Pentatomidae.
UUAGGAAAGCAGCGUUAGCGUUGCUGAUGAUGUUCAGCCUAGCGUUUGGACAUGAAUUCGUCAUUACGAGGGAAAGACGCGGUGUUUCUGAAGAAAAGAGAGAUGGUGAGCACAGUGACCUUCCUCAUCCUGAGGUGUACAUGCUCCACGUCGAGUCUAGCAUCAAGUACAGGUACGCUCACACCAGGGUGACCUCAAGGAUAGCCAACCCGGCCAACGCAUCCCAGGAGGUUGUCUUUAUGAUGCUCCUACCAGAGACUGCUUUCAUCACGUCUUUUGUUAUGGAGGUGGAAGGAAAGCAGUACCGAGCAUAUGUUCGAGAAAAAGAAAUAGCUAAGAAGGAAUAUGAAGAAGCAGUCUCUUCUGGAAUAGCUGCUGCUCACGUGCAUGCAAGUGCUAGAAAUUCAAAUAGAUUCCUAAUUUCUGUAAAUGUUGAGAAAAGCUCAAAAGCAUUAUUUGUUUUAACUUACGAAGAACUGCUCACCAGAACAUUAGGCUUGUACAACCAUAUCAUCAACCUUAACCCAGGCCAGGUUGUACGAGACCUUCAAGUAGAUGUUUUUAUUGCUGAACCAACAGAUAUAAUAGAACUUCAUGUCCCGAAAAUCAGAUCAUCAAAUGAAGUCACUAAUGAACCUGAAGAAGAGAAUAGACUUGUUGAAAUAAGAAGACCCACUCCACAGAAAGCUCACAUUAGAUAUAAGCCUAGUCAAGAAGAACAGGCAAAGAAUCCAAGUGGUCAAUUAAUAAUUAAGUAUGAUGUACAGAGAACAUCUGAUCAAGGCGGGCAGAUAUUAGUAAAUGAUGGUUAUUUUGUUCACUUCUUUGCACCUGAGGGUUUACCACCAUUAAGAAAGCUAGCAGUUUUUGUGUUAGACUUAUCUGGCUCGAUGGAGGGACGUAAAGUUGAGCAACUAAAGACAGCAAUGGGAACUAUUCUUGACGAUCUUGGACCGAGAGAUCACUUCAACAUUAUCGAUUUCUCUUAUUCAGUAACGGUGCAUAAUUUGGAUUCUGCAACAGGAAGUGUGGUUCUUCCUCCGGAUACAGCAAUAGGAAAACGGACAGAAAUCCCACCACCUUAUCCAACCAGCCAGGAAUAUAUUGGAAAAGCCAAACAGGUCAUAAGCAAGAUGUCAUCAGGCGGCGGUACAAAUAUUUAUGAUGCCUUGAAGAAUGCGAUCAUUGUGGCUCAAUCUGGAGUGGAGAAAAUAAGAAAAGAGGAAACUGAUACUGAGGACACUCUGGAGCCCAUAAUAAUAUUUCUUACUGAUGGUGACCCAACAGUCGGGAUUACAAAACACAGUAAAAUAUUAACAAUGGUCAAGGAAUAUAACAACCCUAGGUGUUCAAUCUUUUCACUCGGUUUUGGAGCUGGCGCUGACAUGAGGUUUCUGAGAAAACUUUCACUCGGCAAUGCUGGAUUUGCAAGAAGUAUCUAUGAAGCUUCAGAUGCUGCUCUUCAACUGAGUAAUUUUUACAAAGAAGUUGCAUCUCCGCUGUUAUCCAACGUAACUUUCAGUUAUCUGCCAGGACAGGUACUACCAGGUUCAAUAACAAAAGAUAGGUUUCCUUCUUUGUUCCUUGGUUCAGAGCUUGUUGUAGCUGGAAAACUGACAGGAACCAAUGAUGUUCAGACAAAAGUUGAGGGAACAACAGUUAAUGGAACAACCUUGUUCCAAGGGCAGGCAAUGAGAGGUAUUCCGGAUGACAUUUCAACUAUAGAAUACACAGAGACCAACAAAACAACUGGCGAACUUGAAGAAGAACUUAAAGGUGAUGGUAAAAAGAAGAAGAAAAAACUCCUAAUGACAAGUUUAGAAAGAGUGUGGGCUUAUUUGAGCAUUCAGCAGUAUGUAGACAAACUGGAAGCUGUCGAAGGAAAUCCAGAUGCAGAAAAAGAAAUUCAGAAACAGGCAGUAAACUUAGCAUUAAAGUACAAAUUUGUGACUCCAUUUACAUCACUAGUUGUAGUAAAACCAAAUAAGACUGAAGAAUUGAGUAACAAUAAGAUGAAACAUGGUGAGACGGGAUAUAAAAAUAAAAUAGCAUACCUACAAGGAAGUAUACAUGGAUUCGCAGGAGCUUAUGGUCCUUCCCGAGUAGAUGUAAUGGCCACACAACCAAUGGUACCUAAUUAUUCAACAACAACGAUCGACAGGAUAGAUGCAGAGGAGACCAGUGAAGAAGAAGCAUAUCACAGCUCUACUGAAGAAGAUUAUGCAACAUAUUCUCCAAGUAGACUGUAUUUAGAAGAUAUUAUAUGGUUAAAGGAUGUUUACUCUUGGGAAAAUUCAACUAUAUCCAUUGAAAAAAAUAAUAAAUCUGAAAUAUACCAUUUCUUAAAUACAACAACUGGAAAAGAAGAACCAGGUGGCAAAUGCAUGUUAAAUGAUGGAAUCGAAGGUCUGUGCAGACACGUUACGGACUGUAUAUUACCACAGUUUGCUUCCUCGCUUCAGGAAUACACUUCUAACUACUUCUGUAUCAUAGAAAAAAGUUAUGCUGGAGCUUGUUGUCCAGAGUUAACAGAUUCAUCACUUAGUUUAUAUUCUACAACAGAAAUUUUCGAACCUGAUUAUGCAACAACACCUUUACUCAUACCUGCAGCUACCUGAAGAUCUCGUUUGGGAGCGAAACUGUGAAGAACUGUCACAGAUUCCUAUUUAACUAUUUUAUGUAAAAUGUUGUAUAUAUAUGUAUUUCUGAACAUACGUGAGGUUAGUCUGAUAGAUAUUGUAAUUUAUACUGUAAGUAUAUAAAUUAGUUUUUA